GACGUUGCCAAACUUGAGAUGAUCACAAACAAAGGCUGGCCUCGCGAUGUAUGAAUAAUUUAGCUAUGUUUACGACGAGUACUUGAUCUGUGUAUCUGAGACCGGGAUUGAAAAUUGUUGAGUAUAGAUGUCUCAAACAGAACGUUUUAUUGAUAUACCUUUUGCUUUGGUGAAGACAUCUGGAUUUAAAUUGAACUGAUCUUAAGUUGUGAUGAUUUAUUCCGCUACGGAAGAUGGAUGUAAACAAAUGUCACGCCUGGCCGAAGAGCACUUUCACACAAGCAGCUGCAGCGAUGGAUCGAUUUUCCUCCUGUGUUCACAUUUAUUUACCAUAUGGUAAAGCUUCUUUGCGAAAGUAAACUACUGCUUAUUAUGACAGAUUCCACUGCAAGUAUUCUGCCUAUCAGGAGUCUCGGUGCACUAGUUACACAUCAAAGUAAUUGUUAUUAUCUUCGAUCAUGAUAUUGUACCUUGCGAUUGCGAUUAUCGACGAUUAAACCUCAAGGAAUCUACCAAUUUCAUUGUAAUGACUACUACGAUUUGUGCAGAUCACUGAAUUACGAGGAUUUUUUACCCACUCAAAUGAAAUGGAACUGUCGACAUGAUCGAUGAUUCGAUAUUAUGGAUUUAAGUUAGACACUUGUGUAAAGUAUUGCAAGAGUAAAUAAUGUAAUAAUUCUAACAUCGGGCAGAAAAUUUGGCAAUUAUUCUUACUUCUAUUACCGUAAAAUCAAGAUGGAAAAAUGUAUAAAAUGCGUCCAAAGGUUGAUAAGCCUUCCGUUUCGCGUGCAAUCCAUGAGAAAAGAACACAGUCAAUUUUUGGCGCGCUGAGUAAUGGCACGUGACACGAAAGAGUGACGUGGCUUGUAAGCCCUUCGCUGGGGGUCGUUCGAGAAUUCAAAAGGGCGGCUAUCGCUCUUCGGCGAGCCGGACGGAUCUUUGAAGGAGGAAAGAAUCUGUGAGGAAUCUUUCGCCGUGCAUGGAAACGCAAGGCCAUCCGACAAGUCAAACCUUGCAAAACCCUCUAACGAACCUUAUCGAACGGUAUGGUCCGGUUAUUAUUGGGUUAUGUGGCUUGUGAAUCGUGAUUUACGUUCGUGUAUAGUUGUGCGUGGCACCGCCAAAAAUGGCGUUGACAUUGUAAGAUGGCGUUGAAGUGACGCGGACUAUUUUCUCUCUCAAGAACUGUCUUUUACCUCCCCUAAAGUAGCAUAAAUCGUGUCUAACGUUAUUUUGCACUUUUUUAUGCUAUUUUGGGACUAUUUAGUUAGAUUGGAGGGCGAAAUUUGACGAGGUUGUAUUGCAUCACCUCUAGGCCCAGCUCAACUUUACAGUCUGGUCUCACAAACGAACAAAACUCUGGCGAUUCAUUGAAUGGAUUGCGACCAGAGACGAGUCCUGACGGACUCGGGAAGCGAAUAAGGCGUUUAUCUCACAAGUACGACGAUUUUGAACAACAAACAGCGGUAAAUAUAUCUCUAAUCAAUUUCGUUGUUCGCGAGCUUCGCUCGGGCGGGCAGCAUCCUAAAGCUUGAAUUUCUAAUUUGAUGUGUUGGUUGCAUAUGAAACCGAAAUAAAUUCUACUCGAACUAUUAUUCUGUUAAAUGUCUUUUGUAGAGAGGUAUGGCUCAGACACCUUCUACCGGGCAAGAUCCCAAAGUUUAUCGAACGACCAACCAAUUGCAGUAUUUGUCGAAAACUAUUAUGAAAGCGAUGUGGAGACAUGCAUAUUCUUGGCCGUUUCACGAACCAGUGGACGCUGUAAAAUUAAAUUUGCCGGUUAGUACACUCCUAAAGUACAACACUCUAACUGUGUUCACUCACUCCAUUGCAAGUCGUCGUUAUUGAUUUUGAGUUCUCGUGGUCUUGUAGGAUUAUUACACAAUCAUUAAACAACCAAUGGAUAUGGGUCAGAUAAAGAGAAAGCUCGAAAACCACGAAUAUUCCUGCAGUCAAGAUUGCAUCGAUGAUUUUCGCCUCAUGUUUAACAACUGUAUCACUUACAACAAACCAGGAGAGGUAUGAUUAGUACUAUUGUAGUUUGUUAUAAUAUAAUCAUUUAAAAUUGCAGGAUUGCAUCAAUUAUAAUGCCUUGGAAGUUAGGAGGAAAUUGGGUUUGCUUGAUAGUAUGGAAUUACGACAGAAUUUGAAUUAAAUUUCCGUUUUUACCCCAGUAUCAUAAAGCUAUUUCCGUUCCUGUGAACUUUUCAACACAUUUGGGUAAAAGGUGUCAUUUAGUAAAGAUAUUGAUAAUUCUUUAAGAAUUGUUUGAACAUACCUUUUUACCAGCUGUGCCUAAAUCAAUCAUAUAUCAAUAGAUUGUUGUGAAUGAGGCCAAUAAGGAUAGGAAAUUUUCAAUGGCAACAGUUUUCACUAUGGAUGACUGUUCCUCAAACAUGGAUAGUGUAGUUGAAAGGGGAAUGAAAAAAUUUUUGAUUGUUAGGUCAUAACAAAAAUGUUCUGGAAGCAAGUUGAAAGAUUCUUGGACAAGAUUUGAUUUCAUUACCAAGCUUCAAAUUUACUCUUGCCCAUUUUAUGCAAUAAUUCCUAGCUCUUGACAUUGUUGUUCUGAGCAGAAUACAGGAAGCCUAUCACAUUUGAACUUAGUAAAGUUCUAGCCCACUAUGUAGUCUCUAUGGCUUAGUGGUAGAACAUUAGAGUAUGGAAGUACCUGAUCUGAGGUUUGAUACCUCAUGGGAACCCAGACUUGUUCCUUUGUCCCAUGUCUGAGAAUAGAGGAAAAACAUCUUUCUUAAGAAUUCAAUUUGUGAUGCAUAGUUCCCUCUUAAAUUUGCUCACUGUCGUACCAAAGGAAGUGCCAGAAAGUCAUUGUACAUUUCUUCACAUUUUCUUUUAUUUGUUGGUGUUAAGUAGUUAUAAGCAUAAGCAGAUUAAAGCAAAGUAUGUUUUCAUAAUUUGAUUUACGUACUCAUAAUUGAUAGUUGGAAAAAGGAAGUAAUGUGCCAAAAUUCACUAUGUGGGUGCAAUACACUACUUCCUAUUGACGCCAUAUGUGUGGUUUUUGUUUCUUAAGUUUAAAUGAUAAAGAUGAACAAUCAAACAAAAUUCAUGAUUGCAUUCUAAUGUUCAUUACCUUUUUUUUGUCACUUCUAAUCCUGGGUAAAGGUUUAAGGGAUUUGUUCAAGUCAAGGAUUAUAAAGCAUAAUUUAAAAUUGGUUAUUGCAAAUCAAGGGGUUUGAUUGGUGUGGCCAGUGUGGUUUAUGAACUAUUGUACAACAGCUGCAUUGAAAGUUAUUUGUACAUUCUUCAGUUUAAUGUGUUAUUGAUUAUACUGUUGUCAGGAAGAUUUAUAGAUGACCUGUGGUUGUUCUUAUGUGACAAUGCUUAUUCUGCCAACCCACCAAUAUUUGCUCAGUCUAAAUUAAAUUUUGCACCCAUUCAAUAGAAUGAGUCAUGCCAUUGAAAUGGCUUGUCCUACCAAACUCUCAAAUGAAAAUCCUAUGUCAUGAAAACAGCAGUCACAAAAAUAAUCUAUCUUUAUUUACAACAGGAUGUAGUUCUCAUGUGCCAGACAAUGGAGAAAGUUUUUAACCAGAAAGUUGCAACCAUGCCUGCAGAGGUGAGACUUGGAAGUUCAAAUGCAUGUACAUAGAUGCCUUAUUUGACAUACUCAACUGAAACCUCAAAAGUGUUUUAUACUUGAAAGUAAAGGGAAUAUAUUUAUCGAGAUCUACAUAUUUUGCUGUAGGAAUUUGAGGUACUUCUAGGACCCAACAAGAAGGCUUUACCCAGUGGACCAGCUGCAAAGAGAGCCAAAAAAGGUGGUGUUCCACCAGUAAAAAUGGAACACAGUCCAGGUAACUGUUUUAAACCUUUAAAUUUCAGAAGUGAUUAACAUGUAACUUCUCCCUAUAAUACCCAUAUAUUACCAAGCAAACAGGUAAUGAGAAGACUCAAACUUAUCAGUUAGAAGUUAUUAUCCAGGAAUUAAUUUAAAAGGAUAUGUGAAACAGCUAGAAAGGGAAAUUAAUGAUCAAAUUUUAGGAGUAAAAGGUUAGUUGGACUGUGUCCUGUGUAUAGGUAAAAUAAAUUAAAAUUUAAAACUGAUUGUAAUUGAUUAUUGAAAUUAAUUCAGGAUUUGAUUGGCUUUGCUUCUUUAUGCUCUCUGCUUGGGUGCUGCAUGCAGCACCUUUGCAUUCAUUCAAAUGCAAAACUAACCUUUUUAAUUAGGGCUGUCAACUAGUUUGCAAGUAGAAGAAAAUGAGAAGGACUAGAUGGCCAUAUUAUCCUGGACACCAUGUUGUUUCAUCAGAUUACAUGAAGGACUGGGAACUACAAGUUCUAAUGAGUGUGCACUCCUCAAGCUCACACAAACCUUUGUGCAAAUUCUGAAUCGAUUCACACAUCUUAACCUGUGACUGGAAAUGAAAUCUAACUUGAACACUCUGUCAAUCUUGAAUAAUGCAGAAAGCAGUUGAAGUUCUAAUUUGCACUAAUCUCUUGUUCUAUUGUUGUGAUUUCAGUAGCUCCAGAUAGCACUCCAAUGACAAGCUUGCCGUAUCCCACCCCUCCUGUAGCUGUAACAGCCACAACUGCUCUUCCAACUCUAGUUGAUGCAACAACUGUCUUGCCCUCCCCUGCCAUUUCUGCUGCUCCUGCUCUCCCAACAACUGUUCAGCCUGCCAAGGUUUGUUUACCUCAUCUGUUACUUUCCAGUACUUUCUUAUAACAAAGGAGAGCUAUGGUAGACAAAUUAAUUCAAAACAUACAUGAAAUGGUUCUUUGCUACAAUAAGUGUUUUGAACCAGUUGUAACUUUUGAUCAAGUAGUCGAAUUGUCCAGUUCAGAGUAGUCCCAAGAGUGAUUGUUGUUGGUUGUAGUGACUGACAUUACAGCAACCCUAGUAGAAGUCGUUGUCAAAGUCAAGUGAAGUGUUCUUGUCAGCCAAGUUUGACACACAACUGAUAGAACACUUGACACUCAACAAUUAACAGUUAUUCACCAGAGGGGAGGUCAAUAGGGAUAAUAUUUACCUCGCCACAAAGCAGCAAAGUAAAUAUCCACCACUUUCAACAACUUUGAGGUGAAUAAUUGUUUUAGUUAAUUAGUGGUUCAUACUAAAUGGAGAUAUUUGCUGUAAGUCUGUUUCAAGGUUUCUUGAAUGUUGAUUUCCAACAAUUCAUCAACUUUCAAAUUUUAAGAUAACAAAUCUUAAGGACUUUACAAACAUUUUGUCUUAAGGUCAAAAAAGGAGUUAAAAGAAAAGCUGAUACAACAACUCCUACCACACCGAUCAGUGGAAUGGGAGAUUCCUUGCCUCCUGUAAAAGCUAAAGCUGCUAAAAUACCAACCAGGAGAGAAUCCACCAGAACAGUGAAAAAACCAAAUCGAGAUUUACCUGAAGAGCCACAGGUGGUGAGUAUCACUACUGACACAUGUUGCCUGACAACUUAAAUAUUUGUACUUUAUUUCAAUAGACUAGUUGAAGUUGUGAUAUCAGUUUGUUUUCAUUCUUUUUGCUUGAUUGGUUUUUAAAGGAAGUUUUAUUCCUCUUUUGAAUUUUCAUCUUUUUUCCCCCCAGUCACGAGGUAAAAAGAAACCAUUAUCAGAACAACUCAAAUACUGCAGCAAUAUUAUCAAGGAAUUGUUCUCUAAAAAACACGCAGUAAGUGAUUAAAAGGAAUGUCAUAAUCAGGGUUGUCAAAAUAAACCAGCAAACAUCACAUUUUGCUAUCUACUCUGAAAAAUGCACUGGAAAUUCUAAAUCCUUGUAGCUGACAUUGUGCCCCCUUCUUAGUAUCACAAAGUGGUUUCUCAAAAUCUUUUUGACAACCCUGUCAUCAGUGAUGAAUAUAUAACCAACAACAAUCAUUUUGAAAUAAUAACAUCUUAAAUGGUAUUUAUAUUCUCAGACUGAUAGUCCCAUUUUUCCUUUUCUUUUUGAGGUUCAUAGAAGUGUCUCUCUUUAUGUCCACAAUUCUACAAUACAUUUUCCAAAACAAAUUCUAAUCAAUGUUUACCUUGACUAUUCUGUUAUUGGAGAUGUACAAUGCUUAAAGAUGGCUCUUAGUGCAAAUGAUUUGACCCUUAACUCUGUAACUUUUAAGAUCUAAUUGCUAAUUCUCCCCUCUAGCUUCUGUGCAUUUCCUUGUAGUUAUGAUAAUUUGAUGUUAGAUCAAAAUAACAACCUUCUGCCAGAGAAGUUUGAGUAUUCUUAUCACCUGUUUGCUGUACAAUGUAUGGAUACAAUGUCGGGAAAAGUUACAUUUUAAUCACUUCUGUGAGUUAAGAAAUAAUUCCUGGAUCUGAAGACCAUUUGUUGUACACUGUUUGUUAGUUGGCAAGUCAUGCUCAACAUAACUUGAAGUUGGUGAUUUUUUUUGGUGAAAUGUGAAGGAUAAUUGAAUUACUGAUUACUCAUGGAAAAAGAAGGGUUAAAUGAAACUUUGCCCCCAUUAUUUUUAGGCAUAUGCAUGGCCAUUUUUCAAGCCUGUUGAUGCAAGUAGUCUUGGAUUGCAUGAUUAUCAUGACAUAAUCAAGCAACCUAUGGAUAUGGGUACAAUCAAGGUUAGUAAUCAAUCUUUUUUGAUAAGGAUGCAAUAUAUUUCUUACUCCUUUUCUUCCAUUGCCUCUCAGUUCUUUAAAGUUUAAAUUCAACAACUUUGCUAAUUUCUUUCACAGGUGAAAAUGGAAGGAAGAGAGUAUAAUUCGUCCUCUGAAUUUGCAGCUGAUGUGCGACUCAUGUUUAGUAACUGCUACAGAUACAAUCCACCUGACCAUGAUGUUGUUAAAAUGGCAAGACAAUUACAGGUUUGAUGCUUGGAUUAUCAGUUGAGUGAGGCACAGAAAAAGUUUGGUGAUAGGGGUUUUACUGAAAAGUAAUGGUGUUGUCGCAGGUGCAACCUUCCUUGUUUCCAAUGGUAGCCAAAUUGCAAGAGCUGCCUGUCACCAAUUGUCAAAUGGGAAGUCUUGCUGAUAGAAGUUAAGCCAGUUUCCAGCAACAACACCAUUUUAACAUCAAACCAUGGCCAGCAAAGUUCAGUUGUGCCUUAUUCAACUGUACCACUCUUCGUGGCUGUUUCUCAUCUUUUUCAGUAGUUUUACUGCUAGAGGUUUCCUCAGAAAGGUUAUAACCCCUUCCCUCCCCCCAAAAAAUUGCAAUUAUCAGGGCGUGAAAUUGCGCCUAAUACAGGCGCCAAUGCGACUAAAUUUUUCACUUUGGCGACCAAAUCCUGAAAGGUAGUCGCCAAAUUGGCGACUAGAACGUUUCAUCUAACCUUACCAAGAGAUAUAGUGAAUUAAAAAGAUUUGCAAAGAUAAAUCCGCGGCAAACUUCCUCGUUAAGUUUGUUUCCAAAACGUAGCACAUGCAUCUCGAUCGACAACUAGACACCAUCUUGGAUUUAGAUGAGCCUUAACGUUGUAUAUCAUCCAUCCUAGUGUCCACUUUGUAGCACGUUAAAGAUCUUUUCCCUUUGAAAAUGGCGACCAACGUUUUUUGAAUUGGCUACCACUUUGAAGAAUUUAGGAGCCAAGUGGCUAUCAGAAAAAAAAAGUUAAUUUCACGCUCUGAUUAUGCAUGCAUUGAAUGGUGGCAACUUAUUCCUUCAAAAUUAGUACUUAAACAUUGUCACUCCUUUCUUUACAGGAUGUUUUUGAAAUGAAGUUUGCCAAAAUGCCUGAGGAACCAGAGCUUCCCCCUCCACCUGUUACAGAGCCUACAGAUCCUGAACCAGAGUCUGCAGCAACACCGCCAUCAUCAUCACCACCCUCUGAAGACAAUGAAGCAGACAGAGCUGAGCAGCUCUCACAGCUUCAACAGCAGGUAUGUUCAUAUUUGCAACCAUUAGUUUCUGAAGUUAUUGUGGUAUAGCUUGUUCAUUCUCCUCCUCUUGAAGAGUCUAGUUUUUUUUUCUUUCAUUUCCUUGAAUAAUUAACCUUUAAGAAGUCAUCAUGACAUUAUUGUGGCUUAAAAAAUGGCAAAAACAUAAUCACCUGUCCAUCACUGUUCUAAGGAUGAACAAUGCUUUCCACUGGAUAAAUCCCAAUGCAGUUGAUAGGGCAGCAGGUUUCUCAAACACUUAUCCGCUAGACAGUGAUAAAUUGGUUGGAUAGCAUUAUCCAUCCCUCUGGACCCAGAACCAAAAAAACCAUAAUAAUGAUAAAAAGCAUUUGUGCUUUUUACCAACAGCUUAUAUCAGUGCAUGAGCAACUAAGCAAACUUACUGGAGAGUCUGUUAUCAUGACAAACAAGACAAAGAAGAAGCCAGAGAAAAAACCUAGUAAAAAGGAAGCCAAACCACCGGCUGCGCCUCAACCAAAACCCAAGCAGAAAACAGCCAAGGCUGCUAAUGUUACACCAGCCCAACCAAAACCAGAAAAGCCAGCUAAGAAGCAGUCAGCUUCUAAAAGAUCUGCAAACAGCAAGUAAGUCAGAAGUUGGUCUGUGAUGUUGCAGUCCUGAUUGAGUAAGUCACUCAACAUAGAUCCUUUUUUUUUUUUCUUUAAUGCUGAGAUAAAUAUUUUUUGUUUCAAAAAAAGGAUUGCUGCUAAAAAGAAAACUUUGGAGAUAGAUACAGAUGAUGAAGAAGACACUGCCAGACCCAUGACCUAUGAUGAAAAACGACAGCUUAGCUUAGAUAUCAACAAGCUUCCAGGUUGGUAAAAGUACAUAUAUUUAAAACUUUUUUAAACCAAAAAAAUGCCUACACAGCCUAAUUUUAUGGUUAUUACACUUGUUUUAAAAGUUUCUGCAACAGAUUUCUCCUUGCUCAACAGCACUUGUUUCUCUUUAGAAAUGAGCGACAGCAACAAACUAAUUUGAGUCUGUGAAACCUUUUUGUGACUAAACUCUUUCAGUAUUGUUGCUCAGUUGAUUAUAGAGACAUGCAUGCUCUGAUUGGCUAAGGAUUGCAUUAUUUCUCACUAAAAUCACCUUGCAUGAGAUGAUUAUAGCAGGGGCACUAAAUUUCUUAACGGCUGCCCCAAUGCUUUUGUUAUUUACAGCAUUUACAGCAGAAUUCAAAAGCACCUGAGCAAUUAUCCUAAUUCAAUUAUUUUCCUCAGGUUCAGUGAACAUUGUUAAAUAAUCUCUUCCACUUCAUCUUGGGAUUAUUCAACAAUAUUCACUGCGCCUUUGACAAGUUAUGGUAAUUAAUGAGGCUAUCUAUCUAACAUCACCCCAAGUUCUGAGGAUGUUAUUGAAGACAGUGAAUCUUAAUCCUAAUGAUUUAAGUGAAAGACUUUGUUAUUUGGCAUUCCUAUCCUAGAAGUUUGUUACUAUGGACCUGGUUAAAUUGCCUAGCCUACCACUAGUCUGCUAUAACUUAGUGUUAUACCAAUUGCUAGAACUAACCAAGAGGUCAUAGGAUUGACUCCUAAUGAUAGCACUUGGACUUCUUUUUUUCUGAUUAUGCCUGUGUCUUUCAUGUUCUUCAAACAUGCACCAGUUGUAACUUCUUUUACUUUGUGACAAGGCAAUAACCAUGAGUCUUUUUCUUAUUGUUCCCAUCAGGAGAUAAGUUGGGAAGAGUUGUGAACAUCAUCCAGUCCAGGGAACCUGGUUUAAGGGAUUCAAACCCAGAUGAAAUUGAAAUAGACUUUGAAACUCUCAAACCUUCGACAUUGAGAGAAUUAGAAAAAUAUGUACAGCAGUGCCUAAGAAAAAAAGUGAAGCCUCCAACAAAGAAAGCUAAAAAUGCUGAAGAGAGAGAAAUGGAGCAAGCAAAAAAGAAAGAAGAGCUUGAAAGACGACUUCAGGUAUGUAGUAACAGAACCAAUAUAUGAGCUAGUACAUGUGAUACUGUUAGAAGGAUCCAUUGCUUUUAUCUUAUCAUAAGAUGUAGAUGAUUAUUUUACAUAAGCUUUAAAUAGUUUUAAGCUACAUGUGCUAGCUGCAAAAAAGGGGUUCGGCUGAUAGCGUGACUCCUUUUCCUCACCAAGGACGUAAGUGGCAAGCUAGGAGGUGCAGGGCAAAAGAAACAGGCAAAGAAAGGUGGGUUUUGUCCGCUAUUACUGUCUAGUUUAAUAAUAAGCACAGUAUUGUUACUAGUGAUUUUUUUUCCUAAAUGAAACAACAGAAUUGUAGCCCUAUCAUUCUUGUUUCCCACAAUGAAUUCAUGUUUGAAUCAAAAUCCUUUAAUCAGUGAAACAGCAACCAUAUCAUGAAAACUGAUCCUCAAAAUAGCUUUGCCAUCAAAUAAGCGCAUAAACUCAAAGGAAGUCUUAGAAUGUAGUGACAUAUCGGGAAGAGUUUUAGAGUGAUUUUAAAAUUCAGGCAUUAAAAUUUCAAAUUAAAAAUUUGAUUUUAGAUAUAACUUCACUUUCAGUGCAGAUCUAGGAAUGACAUUCUCCUCUGAUUAUCUUGACAGAAUCACAACGGGCAGAUAACUCAGUAGUAGAUGUUGUGGGUAGUGAACCUCGGCCAAAAAGGUUGAGUGAAAGCAGCAGUAGUAGUGGAAGUGGAACAAGCAGUAGUUCUGAUUCAAGUUCAAGCUCUGGGUCUUCUAGUUCAGCCAGCAGCUCUGACUCAGAAUCAGGUAGUGAAGAAUAGAAAGACUUGCAGAAACUGCGCCAAAAAUGACACCAAAAAGUAGUUGCAUCGUAAAGUUAAGGAAAAUUAUGAUUGCUUUUAAUCAUGGCCUGGAUACUUAGUUAUGGUAUAUUCACAGGCCAUGUUAUUUUUUAGUGUAAAUAGUGUAAAUUAUAAUCCACAGGUGCUUUAAAUUGGGUUAUGAGCUGCUUGAUUUGUAGUUCAUAUAAUGUUUCUGUGUUCUCAGUAGAUAGAUUCACCUUCAUCCAGUAACACAACUGUUGUGUAUAUUUGUAAAAAAUUGCUGACAUAAGUUUAACAUAAUAUAAUUAUCAGCAAAGAUAUGGACAAUCCCCAUCAUCUUUUCAGCACUCAGAGAUGACUGUCAAGACUUGUGUACCGCAGAAAGAAUUAGGGAUUUGUUUGAAUGACUGCAAAGCGGUGCAUUUGUAACUGUUCUCCACAUUCUGCCAACAUCUCAAUACAACAAAAUAAAUUUGUAUUUUACAAUUUUUGGAUUGUUUGUUUGUUUGUAAAGUUUGCUUUUGCUCUUUGACAAGUUUAGGUUACCACUAUCCCAUGCUCAGGUGAAUCUAAUUUGGUUUCUUGUUCACAGAGUCUGGUGGUAAAGGCCACAAGACUUCUCACAGUACUGGAAAGGUACUUAUGAUUUCAUUCACUCCAUUUCACAAAAACCUUUCCCUUCCUCAACCAUUACUACUCUACAAUUGACCUUGACAUGCACACAAAUUGAGAAAUUAUGAUCUCAUCCUAUUAUUUUUUUUUUUUUUGAGCUGAGCUUUGUAAUCAGUUAGCAGAUUUCUGUUCUGAAAUAGGCAUGCACUACCAAAAUAAUUGUCAGAUCAAGUCUGAGCAGUUAAGACAAAGAGCCUGGAAUGAUUAAUAACUGCACAAAGCUAAAACACCAUCACAUCUCUGCUUACAAUCACAUUCAUAUCCUCAUUCUUAAAACAUACUGCCAUGAUUUUAGUCUUCUUUGACUUGCCUGUUGAUACUAACGGGGCAGAUCUCGUUCUCUCCCUCCUGACAUUGCCAGAACAAGUCUACUGGUCAUACAUCCAAGGCGACACCAACGCCGUCCAAACCAGUAACAAGUCAUGUGACUCAGCCUGGUAUGUCUACAUCCCCUCUUUUACAAUUUUAACUCUUCGAUCCACCAUUUCUUUUGAGGUGUAAAACUAUCCCUGUAGAAUGGUUUCUUUUCAAAACUAGAGUACGCAUUGUUUGUUUAAACCCCCCUGGAAAUAAUAUAAUAGCUAAGACAAAUUUGUAUAGUCUUCCCACUUCCAUUCAAAAGAAAUGGUUGAUUUGAAAUGGAACUGUGAUUUAAUGAUAAAUUAUUAAAAAAAUCAAAAUAUUGAAAACUUUUGUAUUCAUUUAUCCCUGUCUGCUAAAGUUCACAUUAUUUUUGACAUAAAAAUGUCAUCAUAAUCAUGUUGGUUCCCUCCUUGACUCUCACCCAAGUCUUGAGCAACUGUUUACCUCUGAGAGCAUUUACAAGUUAGUUUUUUACACCUUUGGGGAAUCAGGCUUGACUUGGGACUUUCCUAGUGGAUGAAGAUUGCGAUUUUGAAUAUUUACACUCCAAUGAGUUUCAACCCUUUAUUCUCACUGUCAAGCAGAAAGAUGAUGAUAACGUUUCCAAUGUAUCGCCAUUUAUGCAUAAAUGGUAAUUACAAGAAAACUGAAUUGUGUGCAAUCCAGUCAAUUUGAAGCUUUGUCAUCAAUUAGGUUGUGCUAAUAAAAUACCCACAUACAAACACAAAACACAAGAAUUGCCAGAACCAAAUGUGUUUCCUUGCUAGCUCUUUGCUAUUGUCAAAUAGGAAAAAGAUAAUCAUAGACAAUCUGGUCUUGUCUUAGAAACUAAAUCAGGCUGUCAGUUCUUUCCUUUAUUCCCCAUAUCAUUUUCUCCUUUUCUUUGUUGCAUGUUAGAGAAUUUCUGUGUGUUUAUUUAUUUGUUUGAAGAGCCUUAACAUCAAGUCCAAUUUUACCUUGUAAAAUUGAAAUUAAAGAGAGUAUUUUGUACUCGACUAUAUUCACAGCAAUUUUUUACCAACAUGAGGGACUGAGUAGUUUAGCUAGUUUCAGUUCAAAUUAUGUUGAGUUCCUUCAAUUCAACUGAAGCCUGUUACUCAGAAGAUUGAAAUCAUUUUUUAAUUGUUCUUUUGAUGCGUGGUGAAUUACAAUUUCCCAGUUGUGUAUACCACAGACAGUUUUUCCCUGCCAAUCCUUGCUUUCUCAGCUGUCUUGCUUUGGUAAACAUUAAAAACUUGGGUUCAAGGCCAUUGAAAGAACUUUAGAGUGAUACAUUUCUUUACUCAGCAAUUGGUUGUUUUCCUUAGAAACUGCUGCACUGGCUUGUUGAAAAAGUGAACCACAUACUUGAUACAUUGUGUUUAAAGAAGCAAUACACAAAGGUUUUGAAGAGGCAAGAAAUUUGCUCAGAUGGUUAUUAUGAACAUUGUUUUUGGGUAAAUAAGCAAAUAUGAAAUUGAAACAAAGCCAUAUCUUAAUUUUUGUAUAUUCAGGGAUAAAUUAACAUAAUAGUUAAAUUGAAGCAGCUUUUUUUUGCUUAGGGCUCCUAACAAAAAUCAACAUUGUUCAGUACUCAAACAUCUGUUUUAAAUUUUAAACUCGAUCCGCUUCUUUUAUGUGGGCAUACUGAAUUGCUUCUUUCAUCAAGUAAGACAAAUGUAAUUUUUUUCAAUCCAUUUUUUGGUCUUUUUCAAAUUUGAAUUCAAAUCACAUCAUCAUUUUUACAUUUCCAUUUCUGAAUACAUUGAUAUGUCACCUAUGAUAAUUUCUCUGCAUGUGAAAAUGAGGAUAAAUCACGACACUCUUUCUCAUUAGUUUUCCCUUUCCUCUCUACAAACUGAAAAGGUUGAAGAAUUGGACCAAAUUUCACUUUUAUUUUUGAAACCUUGGUGCUUUUGGUGCCAGAAAGAUAGAUUACAGGUGAAAAGCUUUUGUUUUAACCAAUUGCUCAGUUGUUAGCAACACUGUUGACAAAAUAACUUAAAAGCUUCCUUUUUUCAUCUUAAGAAAAAAAAUAUUGAAAAAAACCAGGAUACCUUUGUGACAUCAAGUUACCAUUUUCAAAUCAUUGCUUUGAUGGUUUGAAUAAAUUGAUGCAAUAGACUUUUUUGCUCAUUUAUGUGCUGUUUUGAUUAGUGCUUAACUCAAAGAGGAAUUUCUUAACUAAAUUUAUUUGAACAUCCAUUUAUUAUUAUUUUUCAAAGGGGCAAAAUCUGCCCUUUAAGGAUUGUAUUGAAUCUCAUUCUGGAAUGAAAAUAAGCUGCAACUAUGGCUUCUAUGUAGUUGCUUUGAUUUGUUGUUUCCUGGUGACAAUUUAGAAACACCACACAACCUCACAAGAAAAAAAGCUUGUAGUGACCAUCUUUCUUUCCUCUUUCACAAGAGUAAAAACUGGUUGGCUCAGGUACCCUAGACAGCCUGAAACUUAAGGAUUGAUCAAUGCACAAUUUUUUUUGUCUAUGGUUUUGAUCACAGAAUUGACCAUUAGAAUUGCCUCCUUUUUUUUAAUCGUCAUCUGUCUGCUUGACACUCGAAAUUCCUUUACUAAGGAUGCUAACCUUUAAACAGAACUGGCUUGGUAGAAUGGAGACUUGACUGAUCCUGCAGUCUUUCAAGCCAUUUCUGACUAUUGCUUAGCACCCUAAGUUCCUCUAUAAGGAGAAAUAAAACCUUAAUCCCUUCUGGGUUGAUAAAGGAAUAGAGAUAUUAAGCUUGGAAGGCUUAAGUGUAUUUCUUACCAUUGCUUUAGUUGCACCAGUCUCCAAGUCUACUCCAGCACCUAAGCCUCAAGAUAAACCUGCUAUUAUUACUGCUGUGUCCACAACUCCCCUGCCUACAACAGUAACAAGCAACCCCCUGCUGGCAACUGUAGCACCACCUAAACCUGUUAAACCAGUCCCUCCCAGUAUUCCACCAGCUGUACCAAAGUCCACAGCAAAACCAGUUGUAUCUACAGUACAGAAGCCUACCUCAACAAGUACCACAGCUCCAAAACAAGCUGUCUCUUCAUUUGCAAGAACCACAGCUAUGACAAAACCAUCAAUACCAUUGGCACCUACCAACACCACACCCACAGCAGUCCUCAAAGAAAAACCACCUACCCCUGUGGCAGAAAAAAGUUUGCCGUCAACUUCACGACCAGGUGCUGUCCUCAAUUUAACCUUUACUUUUGGCGAGAUACCCAAACUCCUUUCUCCUUAAAUGAGUUUCAGAAUUAUAGAAAUUAGUUAUGGCAGCAUAUAAACUACCCUCUUUGGUCCCAAAUUUCCUCAGUUCUUGGGGUCAUGUUAUACACGUAAAGGACCUCAUCCUAUUGAUUUGACUGUAACCAACAGAAGUCAUCCUGAAGUCACUCUUGUUGGGUAACACUUCAGGAUGACCCAAAGCAGCUGUCUAAAUUUUGAAUGUUCUGGUCAUAACUUCAGGCUAUUAAUGUUCCCUUGUUUACCUGAAGUACUGAACAGAUCAUUUCAUUUAACCAUGGUUAGAUUCCUGUCUUACGGUUUUUCUUUCAUUUACAGGGAGUAGCGGACUAACAUUUACUGUUGGAGAGUUACCAGGUUCACUUGCAUCCAUAGGUAAGUUUGGAAAUGACAGUUCUUUCUAAUGAAUUCCAAUUGUUUGUUAAACAUUGAAAUGCCAAGUACUGUAAUUGAUAUAAUUUGUUCUCAUUUUCAGGGCAAAAGAAUGAAAAUCAAUCAACGAAGAAGGUUGGUUUGUCCUCACUUCAUAACUUUGCCUCUGCCCUUCAACCUUGUUUUCCUUACAAUGACCUCCAUAGGUCUAUGAGAUGCCUUUCAUUUUUCUGCAUGGUAGCUGUGAGAGAUACCAGUACUUCACAUAGACUUGUUGAUGAUUUUAUCUGCAGAAAUUUUUCUUACCAAACUAAGAGUCAUAAGGACAUAGAAAUUACUGAAUUUCGGGUAAUAAAAAAUUUAGUGUUGCUACUUUACAUAAUAAAUUUCCUUGUCCUGCAGGAUUCAGCGCCCAAACCCAUGCGCCAGGUAACUUCUUGGUCCACCUUGAGCAACACAACGUCAGGAGGAUCUCGAACACUGUCAUCUGCAAGCAGCUUUGAAAAAUUUAAACAACAAGCUAGAGACAAGGAAGAACGGGUAUGCGAGACAUUUAAACUGUUUAAACAAGAAUGAUUUUAUUCUUAAACAAUUUCAUUUUAUGUUCUUUGAAGGUUUCUCUUAGUAGUGUUGAUUAAAUGCUCAAGAAUAUUUUGCUAGUAUGACCUGUGGUGAAGCUAUGAUUCAAACUGUAUUUUUACAAGUUGUUGUCUAACCAUUCAAUAGGAGAAAAACUUUAGAGCUGAAGAGGAACAGAGACGUCAACAGAGAGAAAGAGUGGAGCUUGAAAAACUACGGCAAGCUGAGGAAAGAAAAAGGUAGCUUUUCUGUUUUUUUUUUUUUGUCAGUUAAAGAUCCUGCUAUGGAAACUUUUUUGACCUUCUUUAACUUCCUUUGUGCUCUUGGUCCAAAUGUAAUUGUACACUUUGUUUUAUUUUCAGGGAAAAGGAAGAAGAUGAAGCUUUAGAAAAAGCAAGGCUAAAUAAGGAACAAGAACAAGCUAAAAAUGCACAAAAGAUGAAGAUAGAACGCAUGAGAGAGGCUGAACGACGAAGAAGGGAAGCUGUAAGUAUCAUCCCAAAAGUCGUGUCUUUGUCAUAGAUAGCUCUUAAUAAGAUGCAUUAACCCAGCUCUUCCUUCCGAUUCAAAGUGUAAUAAGUGUCCAUUUUUGCCUUCUCCAUUCCACUGCUCUUAAAUGAUUACACCCACUGUUAAGAAUUACUUUUCAUGAAUAAACAAUUUUUAAAGUAUUUUCUUCUCAGUUAGGUUUAGAUGCUGCAAAUUUCAGACUGGUUAUAUAAACUUCCCUAGGUCUCACUGCCACUUAAUUUUUCUUUUUGUUGUUGAUGUUGUUGUUUGGAGAAGAGGCAUUGCCCCUAAACACAAAUCUCAUACAUGCUUUUUGUUUGAUAUGAACAGCUGGCUGGAACAAUUGACAUGAAUCAACAGAGUGACAUAAUGGCAGAAUUUGAGGGAAGCCUGGGCUAAUGUGGGCUGUAUACAAUGCAUCUUGAAAUUGUCCACAGUGACUGUUGUCUGGCAACCAUGAAGAAUUUAUCAGUGCUAUAUCCUUUACUGGUCAAAGAAAACACAAGACAAGCUGCAAAGAAAGGUGCAUUGUGCCUUCAUUUGAAGUACUAUGAAACCUGAGGAUGCCAGCGGUUCAAGUAACGGCCAAUAGUAGCAUUUGAGAAGAAUAAUGAACUCAAAAAGUUGGAGCAAAUGAACAAUUUUUAUCUUAUUUAUAGCUUUUAUAUGUUGCUUAUGGCAAUGAUCAUAACAAAAGACUUUUCUAACUCCAAUUUAAAUAAUUAUUAGUUCUGCUAAAUAAUUGAUACAAUAGUAUCGGACAAUUCAGUUGUGAUUUACUGAAGGAAACAAAUCACUUUCCCCACAUUUUUGACUACAUUGAGAUUGGAAAGACUAACUAGUACUAUUAUCUGUACAAGAAGGACAUGUCUCUCUAGAAAAUACAGGAAUGAUGUAGUAUUCUUUAUCAUAAAGAUGCCUCUUUUUUGCAAGAGAUAAGAAUGUUGCAUAUUGACAGUAAUUUAAGAUAUCUGGAUAACAUGUUAGUCAAAGCUAUUUCUUGUUGCAUUUGAUGUUACAUGAAUGAAGAGAAUUGCAGGUCUUGAAUGUUAAAUUUUUGUUGGAAAAAAAAAUUGCGUUACCCUAGUGUGGAGAACCUUUCAAUUUUGGUUGAGGUCAAGGUUUGGUUAGGUCUUGUCAGGACAGUUUAGCAAGUUCUUGUUGGGCUUAAGGAUACUCCUUGUUUUCAAAUUGUAGUGGGCACCGUUUCAAUUUUUCCUUUUGAUGAACAACUUUUCCUUUCUUUCUGUAUAUAAUUCAGUAUUGUUGAAAUCUGGCAGAAUUACAUACUUAAAGAAAAUCUCUCUAUAAUUGGAAGAAAAAAUUGUCUCCUUCAAUAGACACCAUUUUUUAUUAAACUGAAGUUGCAGGUUGAAAGACCAGUAAAAACAAAUGAAAAUUUUAAAAAAAUCAGGAAAUUCACAUUGAAAACUAAGAAAAAAAAAUUGAGAAAAAUACAACACAAAGACAAAAAGAUUAGAAAAUUAAUGAGUUCUCAUUAUUAUCAUUCUUUGAACCUAAAUAAGCUUCUAUUGGAAUUGCAGUAUGUGAUGGCUGUAGUUGUGCUUGUACACUUAUGCUUCACUAAUGAGUAACAAAUAAAAACUGAAAACCUCAGGAAAAAAAAACAAAUAAAGAGAAAAAACAGGGAGAUAGUUUGAUGUAAUGACUGACAUUUACAAAUACUAUAAACACUCUUAUUAAUAGGCUAUGCUGUUUGCCUAGAGCCUUGAGUUUCUAAAAGGCUCCUUCUUCUCUAAUCUUUCCCCUGCAUCCCUUCCCCUCAACAAAAAUUAUAGAAUGAAAAACAGGGAAAGUGCUAAUGCUUUAAAAAUCCUGAUAUGAUGUUGUUUGGUUUCCAACCAAGGAAAUGCUUACUGUAUACAAUAUUCAAUUUAGUGGAGUGUUUGUUCAGAAAAAACAAAACUGUCCUCAUUUUGGCUCUCGAAGAAUCUUUAGUGAGCCCUCAUCUCUUAAAGCUUCCUCUGAAGCCAUGAAAAAUUAAUAAUUUUCUGAGGGCCUUGAAAUGUUAACAGUAUCAAUGAAGUCCAAACUAGUCAACCACCCUGAAAGAAAAGUGUGAACAUGGAAAUUUGUAGGUACUCUAGGUACGUGCAACAAGGACUGUCUAACAGACAGAGGGGACAUGAAUGGGAAGGUACUGGUAGUAGGUUUUAAGA
Molecule: messenger RNA, 18394 nt
Organism: Pocillopora meandrina
Lineage: Eukaryota; Metazoa; Cnidaria; Anthozoa; Scleractinia; Pocilloporidae
Source: the annotation of a GenBank genome assembly